AUGGCCAGGUUAAGUCAGCACCUGCGCGAGCUGCAGGGACCUCUGCUCCCGCCCAAGGACCUGGUGGAGUUGGACGAGGACUAUCUAAAGGAGGAUGUGGAGGAGGACGAAGACCCAGUGUUUGUGGACGCCGAGGAACUCUGCAGCGGAGGCGUAAAGGCUGGCAACCUCCCUGGGCAACUCCGCAUUUUUAUUUCUGACGAAAACACUCAAGAGCUAUGUGAAGUGUUUGGACGUUUUCCAAUAACGGGUCCUUGGUGGCGAGUGAAGGUACAAGCAAAGCCUGUGGGAUCAAGCAGCUAUCAUGUUCAAGGAUUUCCAUCUUACUUUUUACAGUCUGAUAUGUCACCACCAAAUCAAAAACAUAUCUGUGCGCUCUUUCUUAAAGAGUGUCAGGUUUCCUGUGAUGUUAUAAAUAAAUUUUUAGCAUGGGUAAAUGAAGUAUCAAGCUAUAAAGACUUAAACUUUGAAACUCUUAGGGAAACAUUUAGAACUUUCCAAAUGAAAAAUGCAAGGAAACAUCAAAAACAAUCUACACCGAAGGUACAGGAAGAAUUGCUACCAGAUCAUGAGAUGAGUCUUCCUCUGGAAAACACAAUUGCAUUUAUAAGUGUAAUGACGGCUUUGCAGUUUCCAAAAAUAAUGGAAUUCCUUCCGGUUCUUCUGCCUCGACACUUUAAACGGAUCCUAAGCUCUGGUUCUAAAGAGGUGUUGGAAAAGAUAGAAGAGAUUUUAGGUACACAUCCAUGGAAACUUGGAUUUAGUAAAAUUACCUACAGGGAAUUGAAGCUUUUGCGAUGUGAGGCAAGUUGGCUCGCCUUCUGCCAGUGCCGGUCUCUCCUCCAGCUGAUGACCGAUUUGGAGAAGAAUGCAUUACUAAUAUAUUCGACACUGAAGCGGAUAUGCAGAGAACAUGGGCACACAUGUGUUGAAGAAGCUGACUUAACUUCAACAUUGUCAGAGCAUAUGUCAUUUCAUGAGGUUUGGGAGUCUCUGAAGUUUUUGAAGGAUAUUGGCAUGGUGACAUACGAGAAGGCCUGUGUCUUUCCUUAUGACCUUUACCAGGCUGAAAGAGGCAUUGCCUCUUCAAUAUGUGACCUGAUGACGAGACCUCCAUGGCAUUUACAUGUUGAUGUCAGAAAGGUGCUUGCAUCUAUUCACACCAUGAAACCUGAGAAUUCAAGAAGCGAUGAUGCAUUGACGGAAAGUAAACCUGAUGAAACAAGAUUAGAAAAUUCUGUGGGUGUUGUGGACACACAAGACAGUGGUGACCAUAUUUGGGAUAAUGUUGAAAAUGAAAUUAAUGCAGAAAUAAGUGAAGCUCAACUGGAUCAGGAUCAGGUGGCUGCUUUGGAAAUGAUUUGCUCCAGUGCUGUGACGGUCAUAAGUGGGAAAGGUGGCUGUGGGAAGACCACAAUUGUUAGCCAUCUUUUUAAGCAUAUAGAGCUGUUGGAAGAAAGUGAAGUAAAAAAAGCUUGUGAAGAUUUUGAACAAGACCAGGAUGUCCCAGAAGAAUGGAUUACCUUUACCGAGCAAAGUCAACUGGAGGCGGACAAGGUCAUAGAAGUUCUGCUCACAGCACCUACAGGGAAAGCAGCUGGCUUACUGAGACAGAAGACUGGUCUGCAUGCUUAUACACUAUGUCAGGUCAAUUAUAGCUUCUAUUUAUGGAAGAAAAAAAUGAUGACUAAGGGCAAGCCAUGGAAAUUUUCUUCGGUUAGAGUUCUGGUUGUAGAUGAAGGGAGUUUGGUUUCUGUAGGAAUCUUCAAAUCAGUGUUAAAUUUAUUGUGUGAGCACUCCAAACUUUCUAAGCUUAUUAUCCUUG
Galeopterus variegatus (Sunda flying lemur) is the source of this 1825-nucleotide messenger RNA. RefSeq names its product helicase (DNA) B (gene HELB). The record is from RefSeq and is a predicted model, not a curated record. Lineage: Eukaryota; Metazoa; Chordata; Mammalia; Dermoptera; Cynocephalidae. The transcript has 5 exons. The annotation marks the transcript as partial.